AUGGAUCUCUUCUCGCUCGCGAGGAUCAAGAGCAAGGGGGGUUUAGACGCGGUGCAGAGCGCGGCGGCGCCGGGGAUCGACGCCGCGCGAGACAGCGACGACGAUUUGCAAGAUUUCGAACGCCGCCGCCGCGGCGGCGACGUCGACGGCACCGGGGACUCCUCGGACGACGACGACUCCGACGUGGACACCGCGAACGACGCGCGCGUGGAGGCUGAGCUGGACAUGCUCUGGCGCGAGUACAAGGCUCGGCACACGAAGAAGGGGGUCAAGUUUAAGCCGCACAAGAGCAAAGGGCGCGAGAAGCGCACGGAGCUCGGCGCGGGGGAGUUGAACGACGAUUCGGACGACGAAGCGUCGCCGUCGGACUCGGACGAGCCCGCGACGACAGCGCGCGAGCGCGCGACCGACGACGCGAACUCGAAGAAGAACCCGCUGUUGAUCGGGUUGGGCGCCGGCGCGGGCGCCGAGAAGGGCGCGAAGGGCGCCGGCGCGGAUUGGUUCGCGAACGAUUUAUUCGCGGAAGCCGCCCCGGACGUCGGCAGCGCGCGGCAGAAGAAGGCGGACGCGAAGAAAGCCGCCGCCGCCGCCGCCGCCGCCGCCGCCGCCGCGGAGGAGGAUGAUAACGCCACCGCGGCGAUGGACGAGGACGACGACAGCGACGACGACGACGACGGGUUCGACGACGACGACGAGUACUUUGGCGACGGCGGCGACGACGGCGACGACGAGUCGAUGGAGUCGGGGUCCGAGUCCGCGUCCGAGGAGGAGGAGGAGGAGGAGCCGGACGCGAAGCGCGGGAAAACCGGCGUCCCCGGCGCGUUCGGACGGACCGGGAUCAAGCCGGCACCCCUCUCGGAGAAGAAGGCGAAGAAGGACGCGAAACCGAAACGAAAACCGACCGUGGGCCCGUCGGACGCGUCGGACGACGACGAAGACUUUGAAGACUUGCGCGCGGCGUCGGCGAUCAAGAAGAAGAAGGACGACGCGCGCGAGGCGAAGGCGGCGGCGAAGGCGAAGGCGAAGGAAGCCGCCGCCGCGGCCAAGUCGAAGAAUAAGAAGGGGGGCGGAAAGAAGGGCGGAAAGAAGGGCGGCGUCCACGACGACACGUACGACGACGACACGGACAGCAGCGAGGACGACGGCGGGAGAGGGCUCGAGGGCGACGACCCGUUGGGGACGUUGUCGAGCAAGGCGAGGAGAGGGAAAGAUAACGCCGGCUUCGUCGAGAUGGACGCGGAGUACGAACGCGGGUCGGACAGCGACAGCGGGUCGGACGGGGGGUCGGACGAUUCGAAGACGGACGUGGACGAUCUGAGCGACGGCGAGAAAGCGGAGCUGAUGGCGAUGGGGAAGAAGAUGAUCAACAAGAAGCAGAGGGACCGUAUCAUCGACGACGCGUACAACAAAUACGCGCGCGACAGCGACGAGGACCUCCCGGAGUGGUUCUUAGAGGAUGAGCGCAAGUACAUGCGUCCCCCGCCGGUGUACGACGAGAAAGACUUGGAGGAGGCCAAGGAGAAGCUCGCGGCGGUGGAUAACCGGUCGAUAAAAAAAGUCGCGGAGGCGAAGUUUAGGAAGAAGAAGCGCGCGGAGACGAAGAUGCAGCAAGCGCGGAAGCGCGCGAGCACGAUCAUGGAGCAGGACGACGUCCCGGACGUGAGCAAGGCGAGGGAGAUUGAGAAAAUUUACGCCAAGGCGAGAACCGCGGCGCGGGGGAAACGACGGGAGAUUAAGCACGUCGUCGCGCGGAAGGUGCACAAGGGCAACGCCGGCGGACCGUCCGUGGAUAAGCGCAUGCUGUCGGACCGGCGUGGGAUGCUGAAAGCGAAGGGCGGGGUCAAGAAGGGCAAGGGCGGACGCGGCGGCAGAGGCGGGAGGGGAGGCGGCGGAGGGAAAGGCCGCGGCGGCGGCGGCGGCCGCGGGAAGAAAGGAUUCAAGUAA
This is a messenger RNA of Micromonas pusilla CCMP1545, 1944 nucleotides long. RefSeq lists its product as uncharacterized. The record is from RefSeq and is a predicted model, not a curated record. Gene Ontology annotation, molecular function: methyltransferase activity. The coding region runs from base 1 to 1944 and encodes 647 amino acids. Gene Ontology annotation, cellular component: nucleus. Gene Ontology annotation, biological process: rRNA processing. Lineage: Eukaryota; Viridiplantae; Chlorophyta; Mamiellophyceae; Mamiellales; Mamiellaceae. The transcript is spliced from 2 exons.